GGUUCACACAUUUCCGCAUCACGUGAUAAUUCACUGAUACAUUUGGUGUCACGUGAUCCGGGUCGCUGACUGUCCGGGGAAUGAAGCGGCUGCACGGAGGCGUAGAGGGGGGAGGAACCAGCUCAAACGUGGUGCUGAUUGCUGAAGAUGGGACCGUCGUGGCCAAGGGGGAUGGACCUUGCACCAACCACUGGCUGGUUGGAGUGGACAGAUGUUUGUCGGCCAUCAAUGAAAUGGUUGAGGAAGCCAAGAAACAGGCUGGAAGUGACCCUGGAGUCCCGCUCAAGUCCCUGGUAGGUGUUGUCGCCUUGACACUCUCCAAUAUCUCAGCCUCCGCCCUGGAGAACCUACAGAGCCAGCUUGAGCUGUACAUGAAGCCUAGUUAA
Amblyraja radiata (thorny skate) is the source of this 386-nucleotide messenger RNA. It is a transcript of the gene nagk, whose product is annotated as N-acetylglucosamine kinase. The coding region runs from base 81 to 386 and encodes 101 amino acids. The record is from RefSeq and is a predicted model, not a curated record. NCBI's taxonomy places the organism in Eukaryota, Metazoa, Chordata, Chondrichthyes, Rajiformes, Rajidae. Gene Ontology annotation, molecular function: N-acetylglucosamine kinase activity. The transcript has 4 exons.